UUUAAGAGCGAUAUUCACCAGGUCUGGGACAAGUUCCAGGGGUCUGCGGGAGCCUCCCUGGAGCGCUCGGUGCGCGCUCCUGGCUGGGACCGGGGGCCGGCCCGGAACCUACGCGUCGGGCUCGGGUUCGCCCCGGGGCGGCAGCCCGGGCACCCGGCCGGAAGCGGAAGCGGCUCGGGGGCGGUGCAAGGCCAGCGCUCCGGCGGGAGGUCCUUAAAGAUGGGAAAUACAAGCAGCGAGCGAGCUGGACUGGAGCGUCAUGGCCAUAAGGCCUCCCGAGGUGACAGCUCAGGAGGAGCCAUCAGUACGAAAGAGGGGGAUAGACCAAAAAUUUUAAUGGACAGUCCUGAAGAUGCGGACUUGUUCCACCCCGAGGAAAUGAAAGCUCCGCUGGAGAAAGAAGAAUUCCUAGCUUGGCAACAAGAUCUGGAAGUGAACGAUAAAACCCCCACUCAAGCUCGACCAACAGUCUUUCGCUGGACUGGAGGAGGAAAAGAAGUUUAUUUAUCUGGGUCUUUCAACAACUGGAGUAAAAUUCCUCUGACAAGGAGUCACAAUAACUUUGUCGCAAUCCUCGACCUGCCAGAGGGAGAGCACCAGUACAAGUUCUUUGUGGACGGGCAGUGGACACACGAUCCUUCAGAGCCGGUAGUAACCAGCCAGCUAGGUACCGUCAACAACAUCAUCCAGGUGAAGAAAACUGACUUUGAAGUAUUCGAUGCUUUGAUGGUGGACUCCCAAAAAUGUUCUGACAUGUCUGAGUUGUCAAGUUCACCCCCAGGACCGUACCACCAGGAGCCCUAUGUCUGUAAGGCAGAGGAACGCUUUAAAUCACCACCUAUUCUGCCUCCCCACCUGCUGCAGGUCAUCCUGAAUAAGGACACAGGCAUUUCUUGCGAUCCUGCUCUGCUCCCUGAACCCAACCAUGUCAUGUUGAACCACCUCUACGCGCUUUCUAUCAAGGAUGGCGUGAUGGUGCUUAGCGCUACACAUCGUUACAAGAAGAAAUACGUGACUACUUUGCUGUACAAGCCAAUAUGAACAUCAUAGUAGUUUGUGACCAGUUGUUCUGGGCCAGUGCAGUCUUAGAACUUCUUCUCUUAACCAAACAUAUUCCUGCUCUGUGCUGUAGCAAAUGAACUCUGAAUUCAUAUUGUUUCUGAGACUUCCAAGUUCUCCUAUAUUUGCCUUUUUUUCCCAGUCCCACCUUGGAAGUUCUUGGAGAUGGCAGCUUUGUGGCAACUAGACAGACGGCAAAGGUGUCAGUGCCCAUCACCAGCUCAGUUAAAAACCCACCAGUUUAAUUAGGCUGAAAAACGUGAAGGCAGCAACAGGUUAAAGGCCUUUAGCAGUGAGGCAGACUGUCAGAAAGAAAUAAGCCAGCCUAAAGUCUAGAAAAUUCAGGAUUCUUGUGGAAUCUUAUUUGAGCUCAAGACUCAGUGAAAGCAAGCCCAUUACUGCUUUCAUAACUUGUUAAACACACAAUUAUUUCAGCAGUAAGUUCUAAACUUGCAUGGCUGAAAUAGGUGUAAAUAUUGAUGAUCUUCUUGUAGCAGCCUUUCUAGGCAAAAAUUAGUGACACAAUCAAGUACAAGAUCAUUGUUAUUUUACGGUAGACUGGGGUUCACUGUUGCUACUGUGAAUAGCUCUGUAGUUUUUCUCUUCAUGAGAACUGAAAUACAACUUUUCCCCUGUGGAAUCUCUGGUGAAGACAAUUGUUUUUAAUGGCUGGAUUUUUCUGUAUAUCAUAAAUGUGUCUUGCAGUAAUCUGCUUUUUGAAACCAUUUUUUCUUGCUGUCACUCGUAAGGACACCGUUAAGCUGGGACAGGUUAGCUGUAAGGCAGUCGGUGUGUGCAGUUUAGAGGUUAGUUCUUCAGUGACAGCCUGGGGGUGAUGCCAAGUCCCCUGUAUCCAGUGGCCAAACUUGCCCCUCGGUGUGAGCAGUUGCAGGAUGCUGGAUGCAGCAGUGCUGUGCCCUCUGUGCCCAGGGCUGUGAAACCCCUGGUGCUUCUGCAGCCAGGGCUGCAGGGAUCUCUGCAACUUUUUAUCAUGUUUAUAUUUUCUAAGUGAUUAUAGUAAUGCCAGGUUGCCUGUACUUGGUACUGACAGCCUGUUUUAUCCCAAACCAAACGCAACGUUAAUGCAAAACCGCUUGCCAGUGUGCCUCGGGCCUGCCCGGGAGGAACCGGCGCAGGAAAGGACCUGCCGGGUCCUUCCUGCUGUUUGGUUUUUGGUGCCUGAGAGUGCCAGUGACUGUGCCAAUGAUCACCACCCCCGUCCCACUGUGGGCAAGAGGACACUGCACAAACAGUGCAGGGUCUGAGUGGGGACAGGAGCUGCACAGUUCAGUGAACCAGCCCAGCAGAAGGGUGCUUUGCCACCCUCGGAUCUGGUCACCAGCCUUGUUGCAAUAUUCUGAGCAGCUCCGUAGAUCUGGGUCUAGUGCAAUGGUUUUCUCUGAAAACUCUUUCUUCGUCCUGUGCUACGGAUAGUAUUUGGUAUUCUGAAACAUGGAAUUGCUUUUGUUUUCAGCCUCUUCAGAAACAAAUAAAACAUUUUCAAGAAAA
Columba livia (rock pigeon) is the source of this 2568-nucleotide messenger RNA. It is a transcript of the gene PRKAB1, whose product is annotated as protein kinase AMP-activated non-catalytic subunit beta 1. Gene Ontology annotation, molecular function: protein kinase binding. The transcript has 8 exons. Gene Ontology annotation, biological process: signal transduction. The record is from RefSeq and is a predicted model, not a curated record. Lineage: Eukaryota; Metazoa; Chordata; Aves; Columbiformes; Columbidae. Bases 220 to 1041 code for a protein of 273 amino acids. Gene Ontology annotation, cellular component: nucleus; nucleotide-activated protein kinase complex; cytoplasm.